AUGGAGAACCAGAAUCCUGCUUCUUCGCCGACUGCACCAAAGGGCACCAUGAGGUCAAGGGAAAGAGGAACCGUAAUGAAGUUCCUAGAUUGCACCGUUUGCUUUGAUAGCAUUGCUGGGCCUGUUUUCCAAUGCACAGAAGGCCACCUGUUAUGUCAGACAUGCUGGUCAAGGCUGAACACGCCCGAUGCAGGCUGUCCUACAUGCUCGGCCGUGUUGGGACGAAUUCGAUGUCGUUUCGCGGAGCAAAUUCGUGAUGCGCUGUCGGGUCUCAACGUGGCCUCACCCUCGAGGACGAGUUCUAAGCAGCUGCCUCACGUUCCUCGUCUGAACGUGCUCAAGUCUGCUUCCGACAAGAUCGGGGUGAACGUGGAGGAUCUGAGGAGCAUCAUCGCCAGAGACGGGGUGGGGCUCAUGGACGCCGUGAUCCUCUCAGCAAGGAAGAAGAUCCGAUCCGACAUACAGGACUCUGGUGGAGUGAACGCUUACGAGCGGAAGAAGCAGCACCGGGACUCCUCAGCCUCCGAGGCCCAAGGGAGGCCUGAGAGGUCCAACGCUGAGCGGCAGCAGUUCGCUUCUCCUAGGCUGACUACCCUCCGCGCGAGCAAGGACAAGCAGGAGCCCCAGGUGAAACCGAAGCCUCCAGAGAAGAGCAUGAGCCAAGAGUCGAGAGGUCAGGUGUCACAGGAAUUUGGAAGCGAGGUCGGCAGGAAAAAAGCUUUGAGGCCCAAAGGUGAUAGAGGCGAAACCCCGCCCAAGGAUGUUCAAGACAUGUACUUGAAAUACAAGGAAACAAUCAGUCGUUCUUCAACGAAUUCCACGAGGGAUCUGAAGCCCAUGCCUCUUAGCGCAAGAAGCUCCAUAGAUGCAGGCUUUGAUUACAAUCGUUUUGCCGCGACGGUCGCGAAAUAUUCGAAUCUUGGAGGUCCACUAGGCUCUCAGUCCGAAAACAACACGGAUGAGGAAGAUUCGUCUGAUGUUGCAGCGGCACGUCCUCGCAAUGCUGGAGAGACUGAAGGCCUAUCGUCGAGCACGUCCGUGAAGGAGAAGGAUAUUGUGUUCCGUUCCCUCCAAGAGUUGAACGGACAAGAAGGAACGGCAGAGGCCAAGGACAGCUCAAUCCUUGAGUCAUACAAGAAAUUUCGUAACGACAUGUCAAAACAGAUAAGGUCUGCUGCUCACACUCGACCAAGUUCGUCGGUGGAGUUCGAUAGAGAAGAAGGUUUUCAGUCGAUUGAAGCUGCGGCCCCAGCCAACGACGCUAAGCAGGAUGAUAGUACACAAGCUGCAAACUCACCGAAGAAUCCUGGAGAUGGUAUUGCUCUAUUCAUAUCGGUGGAGAAAGACAAGGUUGCUGGAGAUCAGCAGCAGAACUCAAAUAAGAACCCUAUGAAGCCUCCAAGUCUUGAUUUGGAGAUGGAGCAGAACAAGAAAACUCGUAAGAAUGUGAAAUUGCUCAAGAACGGUGGCUCUCAGUCAGCGCGAUCUCCAGGCAAUGCCCGAAAGUUUCAUGACAGUCUCCAUGCAGCUAGCAGGACAUACAAAGAUUUGUCACCAAGAAUUUCAAUCUUACGCAAUCACACACAAGCGCUCGAGGCGAUCAAGGCCGGAGACAAUUCUGGAUCUGCAGCGUGGAACAUCGUAGCAAAUGUGCGAAGACGCUUAAGAAGCUGA
This is a messenger RNA of Guillardia theta CCMP2712, 1674 nucleotides long. RefSeq lists its product as hypothetical. Bases 1 to 1674 code for a protein of 557 amino acids. Gene Ontology annotation, cellular component: cytoplasm. The record is from RefSeq and is a predicted model, not a curated record. Gene Ontology annotation, molecular function: ubiquitin protein ligase activity. The transcript has a single exon. Lineage: Eukaryota; Cryptophyceae; Pyrenomonadales; Geminigeraceae.